Messenger RNA from Mauremys reevesii (Reeves's turtle), 6328 nucleotides. It is a transcript of the gene STXBP5, whose product is annotated as syntaxin binding protein 5. Gene Ontology annotation, molecular function: myosin II binding; syntaxin binding; GTPase activator activity. Gene Ontology annotation, biological process: regulation of protein secretion; regulation of exocytosis. Gene Ontology annotation, cellular component: plasma membrane; SNARE complex; cytoplasm. The record is from RefSeq and is a predicted model, not a curated record. NCBI's taxonomy places the organism in Eukaryota, Metazoa, Chordata, Testudines, Geoemydidae. The transcript has 29 exons. Bases 321 to 3863 code for a protein of 1180 amino acids.
GGCGGGGGGGGGGAGCAGAUUUACCUUCCAGGGGUGCCCCGUCUCCGCACCGCGCCCAGGCUUCCCCCUGCGUUAGGAGCUCUGCUCCCCUACCGGCUGAGGGGCUCCCCGCCUGCCUGGGUCCGCCCGCCGCCCUGCUUCUGGGUCCCUGCUCCUGUGGAUGAGGGGACCCGCUUGGACAGCACCACUCGCCUAGCACCGCCUGCGCUGCAGGGCUCUCCGCUUCCCUCUCCGUGCGCGGGGGGCUGAGGCGGCGGGGAGCGCCCGGGAAGGGGGAGGCGGCGGCAGGCAGAAGAAGAGGGAGCGCCGCCGCCGAGACCAUGAGGAAAUUUAACAUCAGGAAGGUGUUGGACGGCCUGACAGCGGUCUCCUCCUCCUCCUCCUCGGCUUCCUCCUCCUCGCAACAACAGCAGUCCGGGAACCGGGAGAGCGACGUCCCGGAGACGCUCCAGUCCGAGCACUUCCAGCUCUGCAAGACCGUACGCCAUGGUUUCCCCUAUCAGCCUUCAGCCUUGGCAUUUGAUCCUGUUCAGAGGAUACUGGCAAUUGGGACUCAGACUGGAGCUUUAAGGCUUUUUGGUCGGCCAGGAGUUGAAUGCUACUGCCAACAUGAUGCUGAAACUGCAGUAAUCCAGCUCCAGUUCCUGAUGAAUGAGGGAGCUCUUGUGAGUGCCUUGGCUGAUGACACCUUACACCUAUGGAAUUUGCGUCAGAAGAGACCUGCUAUACUUCAUUCACUCAAAUUUAACAGAGAAAGACAGAGAAGUACACAGAAACAGACAGAGAAGGAAGUUGGAAUCCGGCUGGACAAGUGGAUAACAUUUUGCCAUCUGCCUUUCCAAAGUAAAUGGCUAUAUGUGGGUACCGAAAGAGGAAACAUUCACAUUGUCAAUGUGGAGUCCUUUACACUCUCAGGCUAUGUCAUCAUGUGGAAUAAAGCCAUUGAACUGUCAUCCAAAUCUCAUCCAGGACCUGUUGUCCAUAUUAGUGACAAUCCAAUGGAUGAAGGAAAGCUCCUGAUUGGCUAUGAGUCUGGAAUAGUAGUAUUAUGGGACCUCAAGUCAAAGAAGGCAGAUUACAGAUACACACAUGAUGAGGCUAUUCACUCUGUUGCUUGGCACCAUGAAGGAAAACAGUUCAUUUGCAGCCAUUCGGAUGGUACCUUGACCAUAUGGAAUAUAAAAUCCCCUGCCAAGCCACUUCAGACAAUCACUCCACAUGGAAAGCAGCUAAAAGAUGGGAAGAAGCCAGAACCUUGCAAACCUAUCCUAAAAGUGGAAUACAAAACAGCUAGAUCUGGGGAGCCUUUUAUCAUUCUGUCGGGAGGCUUGUCAUAUGAUACUGUAGGAAGAAGACCCUGUUUAACAGUCAUGCAUGGGAAAAGCACUGCUGUGCUAGAAAUGGAUUAUUCUAUUGUUGAUUUUCUAACCCUCUGUGAAACUCCGUACCCUAAUGAUUUUCAGGAACCAUAUGCUGUGGUGGUUCUUCUAGAAAAGGAUUUAGUACUUAUAGACCUUGCACAAAAUGGGUAUCCUAUAUUUGAAAAUCCCUAUCCUUUGAAUAUACAUGAAUCUCCUGUUACCUGUUGUGAGUAUUUUGCUGAUUGUCCUGUGGACCUCAUUCCUGCACUUUAUUCAGUUGGAGCUCGACAGAAACGUCAAGGUUACAGUAAAAAGGAAUGGCCUAUCAGUGGAGGCAACUGGGGUUUGGUCACUCAGAGCUACCCAGAGAUCAUUAUUACAGGACAUGCUGAUGGGUCAAUCAAGUUUUGGGAUGCCUCUGCAAUAACACUGCAAGUACUUUACAAACUAAAAACAGCUAAAGUAUUUGAAAAAUCACGAAAUAAGGAUGACAAGCCAAACACAGAUAUAGUAGAUGAAGAUCCAUAUGCCAUUCAGAUCAUCUCGUGGUGUCCAGAAAGUAGGAUGCUGUGCAUAGCAGGAGUUUCUGCGCAUGUCAUUAUUUACAGGUUCAGCAAACAGGAAGUGACAACAGAAGUCAUUCCGAUGCUUGAAGUACGGCUGCUGUAUGAAAUAAAUGAUGUAGAAUCUCCAGAUGGUGAACAAGCACCACCGUUGCCAACUCCAGGCACAGGUUCCAAUCCUCAGUCCAUUGCCCCCCAGUCACAUCCAUCUACAAGCAGCAGCUCAUCUGAUGGGCUCCGUGAUAAUGUCCCGUGUUUAAAAAUAAAAAGCUCUCCCCUCAAACAGUCUGCAGGCUAUCAAAUUGAACUAGUUAUUCAGCUGGUAUGGGUGAGUGGAGAACCUCCGCAGCAGAUAACCAGUUUGGCAGUGAACUCCGCCUAUGGUCUAGUAGUUUUUGGCAAUUGUAAUGGUAUUGCAAUGGUUGAUUACCUGCAGAAGACAGUGCUCUUGAACCUUGGCACCAUUGAAUUGUAUGGCUCUAAUGAUCCUUAUCGUAGGGAACCUCGAUCUCCUCGCAAAUCUCGGCAACCAUCAGGAGCAGGUCUUUGUGAUAUUAAUGAAGGGACUACAGUGCCAGAGGAUCGCUGCAAGUCACCCACUUCGGGUAACUACAAAACUACAGGUUCUGGUUCUCCAAACAAUUCUGAUGAUGAUGAUAAAAAAAUGAAUAAUUUUAUAGAAAAGGUGAAGACCAAAGGCAGAAAAUUUUCCAAGAUGGUAGCCAAUGAUAUAGCAAAGAUGUCCAGAAAGUUAAGUUUGCCAACUGAGCUAAAGCCUGAUUUAGAUGUCAGAGACAACUCCUUCAGUCGAUCCCGGAGUUCCAGUGUAACUAGCAUCGAUAAGGAAUCCCGAGAAGCAAUUUCUGCUCUUCAUUUCUGUGAGACUUUCACACGGAAAGCAGAUACGUCACUUUCUCCAUGUGUAUGGGUCGGGACUACUCUGGGUACGGUGCUAGUCAUUGUACUGAACCUACCCCCAGGAGGAGAACAAAGACUAAUUCAGCCAGUAAUUGUUUCUCCCAGUGGAACCAUUUUGAGGCUAAAAGGGGCAAUCCUGAGAAUGGCUUUUCUGGACACCACAGGAUCUAUAGUUCCACCAGCAUAUGAACCGUGGAGAGAACACAAUGUUUCUGAAGACAAAGAUGAAAAGGACAAAUUGAAAAAACGGCGGCCUGUCUCAGUGUCCCCCUCCUCCUCUUCUCAGGAAAUCAGUGAAAACCAAUAUGCAGUGAUCUGUUCUGAAAAGCAAGCAAAAGUUAUCUCACUGCCAUCACAGAACUGUAUUCAUAAACAAAACAUAACAGAGACUUCUUUUGUUCUUCGUGGAGAUAUAGUGGCAUUGAGUAAUAGUAGCUGCCUUGCAUGUUUCUGUGCCAAUGGACAUAUUAUGACUUUUAGUUUGCCAAGUUUAAGGCCAUUGUUGGAUGUAUAUUACCUGCCACUUACCAACAUGCGGAUAGCCAGAACAUUCUGCUUCACGAACAACGGACAGGCGUUGUAUCUUGUCUCACCUACAGAAAUCCAGAGAAUCACGUACAGUCAAGAAACUUGUGAAAACCUACAGGAAAUGUUGGGUGAGCUCUUCACUCCAGUAGAAACACCAGAAGCCCCAAAUAGGGGGUUCUUUAAAGGCCUGUUUGGAGGUGGUGCACAGUCACUCGACAGAGAAGAACUCUUUGGAGAAUCAGCAUCUGGAAAAGCAUCAAGAAGUCUUGCUCAGCAUAUCCCAGGGCCUGGUGGUAUUGAAGGUGUUAAAGGAUCAGCAUCUGGAGUAAUUGGUGAACUAGCAAGAGCCAGGAUUGCACUAGAUGAAAGAGGGCAGAAACUAGGAGAAUUGGACGAAAGAACGGCUGCUAUGCUAGGUAGUGCUGAGUCUUUCUCUAAACAUGCUCAUGAGUUGAUGAUGAAGUGCAAAGAUAAGAAGUGGUACCACAUCUGACAACCUACAUCCAAAUAGAUCAAUUUAACUUUAUCUUGAGGAAGAAAAAUGUCCUUUUUUUUUCUUUUAAUUAAUUUCUGCAGGACCAUUGGAGUUGGAGGAGUAUUCACUGUCUAUUGGAUAGUGUUGUUUCCUAGCACAAAUCAUACACAGUUUUACCUCAGUCAUAUGGCUUUAACUGAGGAGCAUUAUAUUUAAAACAGACACACACAAAAACUUGGAUGUUUGUCGUAGCUGUGGGUUUACUCAGAGCUUGGGAAUAGAACAGGUGACACAGGACACUUGAAGAAGAGAGGCAAAGGGGAAAAGAUGCAAGAUGGGCAGUGGCAAUGCAGGAUCAAUCCUGUGUUAAUAUGUCAUAUGCCAAAAGUUUCUGUUGUAACUGCUGUCAGUGUUUCACCCUCCUGUGAGGAGAGGCAAUAAAUCAGGGGUCCAAAAGCUGGAAUAAAGUUGUGUUUGUCUUACUGAACUAUAAAUAGCUGACUUCACCUACCCUCCCUUCCAUUAUUACUGAAGAAGAGUUACACUCUGUUUGCUACCAUCUCUUUGAUCAGACAAGCUGGAAGUCUGAAAGAUCCAUAUUGAAAAUGUAUAUACAGUUGACCUGUUCAUAGUCUCUUCAAGGACCCCUGAUCUAGUAUUCUUGUAUUCACAUCAUACUCUGUCAAGUGCAAAACAAAAGGAUAAAACAUUUUUGCAUUAAAAAAAAAUCAAGUGAAUAACAUGACUGAAUUGCGUUUCAUACUGGUUUUCAUGUGUUAUUGCUGUGCGAAGUGAAAAGUGAAAACAUCUCCACUGUGGUGAGAAGAAUACUUCAGUGUCUUUUAUGUGUCUUCUUUCAUUCAGCUAAAUCUUUCCCGCACCCCCUUCCACCUCACCCCCCCAAAAAAACUAGUUAUUGGUUCAGUUUGUAAAAUGUUUGGCGUUGGCUAUCAGUUUCAUUCAUCCUGUGAAUUUUUAUAAAUGUUUAACGGAAUAUCUUUUUACAGCCAUUUAAUUAAAUUUGUUGAGAUGGUUCUAAGCAAAAACUGUAGCUAACUUAUAUGCCCCUUUAGUUCUUUAUUACCAAAUCAAAUAACCUUGGACUCAGGUUUGAAACAGUUUUAAACUCAGUGAAGAUGCUGUUUCAAGGAUAAGGGCAAGCAUCUAAUGUUAAGUCUUUUAGUUUUUCUUAAAUCCUGUUUGUAGAGCUACUGUUCAAGACUGUAACUCAGUAGCUUCAAACAUUCAAGACCUACUUAAAAAUUGGAGUUAGUCUACAAAACUGUUUUCAGUAAAUGGGUAUGAUACUAAAAAUGAACAAUAAAGAGGUUCUUAGUAUUUCAUGAAGUGGAGGACCACUCUUUAAAUUUGGGCAGGAAAAAAAUUAAGCAUUUGUGCUAAAUCAAAGCAGCAUAUUGUGUUAGUGUAUGACUGCUGCACUGAAGCCAUAACUGUAGGGAUGAACAGAAUUUAAAAGAAAGAGAGAAGAAAAAUCCCUUAGAAGAAAAUGUUUGCAUUGUAAAAACUGAGUGAUUUCGUUAUUUUAAUCACGAAUUGGAAAUAGUGACUAAUUGUGUUUUGCAAGGGGGAAUAGUUAGAAAAUAAUGGAGAAUUUUUUUGUAAAGUUUCCCAUAUUGAAUGAUUAAGAUAAACUCCUUCUAGCACCUUAGCGCUAUAUGUUUGUCAUUCACUCCUCUUUAGGUAUUCCCAGGGCAAAAUUUGUUAUGUUUUAUAUCUAAUUGAAAAUUCUGUCAUAGGUAUAUAAGCUUAUAGUAAACUUGGCUUAUUAUUUGACAGAUGCAAGAUGUGAAGGGUUAAUUAUUCUUAAUACAGUUCAAAAAAUUGUAAAUUUUGUCCCAGAAAAGGUGUUCAGAAUUUGUAUACAAACUGGUGAAAUAACGUAAGUUCUCACCCCAAGAUAAAAUUAAUGGAAUUCACUGACUGCCUUUUGGUUUAUCAGUACUUGAGGGUGUACCACACAUCCUACCAUUCUGUGCUGUAUCACACAAAAUAACAAGUCUGACUAUGUAUUUAAAUUUUUGUUUGGGAAAAAAAAUGAUGCACCAAAGAGGAGUAGUUACUGAUGUGGAAAUGAAAAUGCAAAGCAGCAGCAUUCUAAAUUCUUGAUAGUUCUCCAUAUAGAUAAGGGUUAUAUUAGCUCCGGUUGUUUUGGCCACACAUUUGUUUAAUCUCUUCUGUAUGCUACCUAUUUCAUUUUUGCAGUCAGUUUGCCUACUGUAUAUUCAACAUAAAUUAAUCUUGUAUUUGCUUGCAAUCCAGCAGCAGAAAACCAGAUAAACUUACAUUAGAUCAAUUUAAAAAGAAAUUCUGAAGUGGUUGUUCAAUUUUUCCCUCACCCUUAAAUUCAAAUUAGUUCUAUUACUUUUGCCCAGUGGAACUGCAUUUCAGGGCAACAGGAAUCUAUCCAAGAAGAUAUUCUGAUCAGUCUUUGGGAGAGAUUCUCUUAGCAGUGCUUAUCAAAA